GCUAGACUUCUGAGGAGGUGGACAGCUGAUACGAGGCACUGUGAGUGAGUGAGUAAAUUCUGAAAAAUACCUAAAAUCCUUUCUCGUUUUAACUGAACUUCGUCGACGAUCAUGUUGUACCCACCGUUGUUUUAGAAUGCCUUUGUCAUAAAUACUGGUGCCGGUACGCCGGUAUGGCUAUUCGUUAGAGUCUGACAUAAGUCGAGAUACGGUACCGGUACUCGGCGGUAGUGCUUUCGACUGCGCUGCAGCGCAGUGUCACCUCUCUCUCUUAACUGAUCCCUCCACUUCUUUGGAGAUUCCUGGAGUCCAGAUAGAAUGUAAAUAAUGGCAUUUUUAACGAGGAGUAAACCUGGAAAUCCAUUUUUUGUUCAGCUUUAUAUGGACUACAUCUGUUUAUUUAUGUUGUGCUGUUCACAUCUAUGGUAUGCUGAAGCACAUAACGGGCAAGGUCUCCACGCAGCUAGUGAACUUCAAGAAGCUCUGUGUAAUGACCCUAAUGGCACAACCUUUAAUGCUUGGACUGGAGAUUGCAUGUCGGACCUUUUCAUGAAGUAUGGAAAAGAUGGGAAGUUAGAAUUUGAUGGAUUUAGACAACUCUUGGACAAUGUAGGCCUUGGUGUUGUAAGAGACAGCCUGAUGCACCCCAAAACUCAUGAAACGAAUACUUCUCACACUCAUCAGUCUGACAAAACAGACCACUUGCAUGAUCUCACACCAAACAGGCAUAAGAGGGACGAACUGAAUUCUACCACAAGUUCAAAUACAAAGGGAAUUCAUAACACACAGCAUAUUGAUCAUCAUCAAACCGAAUUUGAGCAUGCAACUAAGUGCCUGUCUGCUGAUGAAAUCCUAAACACACUGAGCCUGAUCCCCAGCGAAGGCAUUGUACCUCUCCAAUUCCUCCAGCUGUGCCCCAUCCUACUCCAGCAGUUGGACAGUCAUGCUUGCAUCGUGUAUGACAUCCAUGGACCGGGUGAAGAGCACAACCAUACGGAUGAGCACAACCAUACUGAUGAGCACUCACCGGCACCACCUGAAGAAGCUUCCAAGACACAUCUAGGACAAUUAUGGGGAUACUCCAUCGGAGCAGUGACUAUGAUCAGUGUUGCUUCAGUAACAUGUAUCAUGAUGGUGCCAUGUAUACAACGCUUCCCUCUUGCGUACGGUCGUCUGCUAUCCUUUCUGGUUGCCAUGGCAGUGGGCACGCUGAGUGGUGACUCUAUUCUCCAUCUUCUACCUCAUUCCUUUGGGAUACACGCACAUGAUGAGAUAGAAGUAUCAGCAGAAGUGGCAUCCGAUUCACAUUUCCAUCCAACUUCUGCUCCUUCCGCUGAGGCUGACAAGCAUGUGGUUGUGUGGCGAGGAUGUGUGGUACUUUUAGGCAUCUUCAGCUUUUUUAUCUUUGAGCAGAUGAUGCGCAUGUGUAAAAAGAGACCCAAGAAAAGACUUGAGUCAAAGCCAUCUCUUUCAGAGGAGGGAAACCAAAAUGGAUCGGGGAGUCAAGACAUAGGAGAGAGGCUAUGUAACCAUAAUGAUACAGCAAAUGAAUUGAUUCCCAUGAUGCAUCAGAGAGGAACAGAUGAAGCUAAAGUGGUGAAUGAGCAUUACCCAGGGGUCUUCAGCUUUAAGCACAAAUCAUCUGUCAUUCCACACGUGGAGCUGAAUGACAAAGAGAAAGCAGAUGAGGAGAAGGAAGAGAAGAAGAGUCAAUCCAGCCUUGAUUUGAGCAUGAAAAAGGACCAGGAGAGUAGCUAUGGAGGUGUGUCAACCAGUAUAUGCAAGGACACUGAUCUAUUCAGUGUUUCUACUCCCAAGAAGGUUGUUGAAUCAGAUGGCCAUUCAUCCUCUCAGGGCAACCAUGAGCAUUCAUACCACCAACAUAAUAGUGAUCAUCAUCAUCAUCAUCUUCAUCAUCAUCAUCAUGGACAUAGUCAUCAUGGACACAGCCAUGCCAAUACUGGCAAGAUGGGCAUCUCUGCCAUUGCUUGGAUGGUUGUGAUGGGGGAUGGGGUGCAUAACUUCACGGAUGGACUCAUCGUUGGAGCGGCCUUCGCAGAUAGCUUGGCUGGCGGUCUUAGUACAGCUAUUGCAGUCAUGUGCCAUGAGAUACCUCAUGAACUCGGUGACUUUGCUGUGAUGUUGCGAGGUGGUAUGAGUAUCAAGCAAGCAUUGGCAUUCCAGGCAGUCUCAUCCAUCCUAGCCUAUGUUGGCAUGGCAAUAGGCCUUAGUAUAGGACACCUCAGCUCCGUCAGUCUAUGGAUCUUUGCGUUAGCUGGAGGAGCAUUUCUUUACAUAGCGCUAACAGAUUUGUUUCCUGAGAUGGUGGAAAGUCUGAACAACACCACAGACAGUAAGUCAUGUCAUCUCUUGCUUCAGGUUCUAGGUGCACUGUUUGGAAUCGGUACCAUGCUUGUUAUAGCGCUGUAUGAAGAACUCCUUAUAGCAGCACUUGCUUCAUAGGAAAUUCCUUUAAGAUGUGGUUGCCAUGGUGAUUCAAAUCGUUGGGAUUGAGAUAUAGUCAAUGAACACUGAAUUUAUCAUGAAGAGCUAGCUGAUAGAGAGGAUGGCAGGAGAGAAACAUGGCAUAUCAUUUGAGAGAUGGGCUUGUACAAGCUUAAAGUUAUCUUAGAUAUAAAAACUUUACUUUUGUUAAAAAUGUUCCGAACUUUGUAUAUUGUUGUGGGUCACAAAUUCAACAGCGUUUCAAAUAUGAAUGUUUAGUUUUUGUGUGUCAGAAUUUGUAUGUUUGUCGCCUUGUACAUUUCACUGUUAUACAAACAAUAACAAGAAACAAAUGUGUAUAUUGCAAAUAUAAUGGCUGGUAUUGUUUCUAUGUAUUAAGGAAUUUGUGAUUUGCCAUUAUUCCUGUGAUAGCUACAUGUAGCUGAAGCUUUUUAUUUUUACACCAGAGAAUGAAUUAUUGAUACGAAAGCCUAGUUUUUAUCUCCUCCAUGUAGAAGUAGAAAUGUCUCAGCUCUAGAGCAUUGAGUUUGUGAUUACAGCCAUGUGACACAUGGCUGUGCACUUUAAACUAUGAUUGGUUUUUUGUCUCGCCUGCAUAGCUGAGCGAGACUAUAGGCGCCGCUUUUCCGGCGGCGGUGACGGCGGCGUCGUCAACAUUGAAAUCUUAACCAAGGUUAAGUUUUUGAAAUGUCAUCAUAACUUAGUAAGUAUAUGGACCUAGUUCAUGAAACUUAGAGACAUAAGGGUAAUCAAGUAUUACUGAACAUCCUUCCUGAGUUUCAGGUCACAUGACCAAGGUCAAAGGUCAUUUAGGGUCAAUUAACUUAGACCAUGUUGGGGGAAUCAAUAUCAAAAUCUUAACCAAGGUUAAGUUUUUGAAAUGUCAUAACUUCGAAAGUAUAUGGACCUAGUUCAUAAAACUUAGACAGUAGGGUAAUAGUGUAUCACUGAAGAUCUUGCCUGAGUUUCAAGUCACAUGAUUAAGGUCAAAGGUCACUUAGGGUCAACAAACUUUGGCCAUGUUGGGGUUAUUUGGGGAAUUGUCAUCAUAACUUUAAACAUUUAUGGAUCUAGUUCACGAAACUUAAACAAAAGAGCAACCAAGUAUCCCUGAAUAUCAUGUGCGAGUUUCAGUUCACAUGGUGAAGGUCAAAGGUCACUUAGGGUCAACGAACUUUGGCCAUAUUGGGGGUAUUUGAGGAAUUGUCAUCAUAACUUUGAAAUUUUAUGGAUCUAGUUCAUGACACUUGGACAUAAGAGCAAUCAAGUAUCCUUGAACAUCCUGUGCUAGUUUCAGGUCACAUGAACAAGGUCAAAGGUCAUUUAUGGUCCACAAGCUUUGGUAAUGUUGGGGGUAUUUGUGGAAUUGCCAUCAUAACUUUAAAAGUCUAUGGAGCUAGUUCAUGAAACUUGGACAUAAGAGCAGCAAUGUAUCCCUUAAUACCCUGUGUGCAUUUCAGUAACAUGGCCAAGAUCAAAGGUCAUUUAAAGGUCAAUGAACUCUGGCCGUGUUGGGAGUAUGUGUUGAAUUGGCAUCACAAUUUAAGAAGUUUAUGGAUCUAGCUCAUGAAACAACAUAAGGGUAAUCAAGUAUGAAUGAUUGUUUUGAACAUGUCAUGGAUCACAUGAUCAUGGUCAAAGGUCAUUUUGGCCAAUGGACAUAAUAUUUUAUUAUCAUAUUGGUGUUUUCUUCUGUGAAUAAUUAUUCAUUAGCUGUUUCAAAGGAAGCACUGCUACUAUAUCGAAUUGCGUAGUGCAGGCGACACUGCCAGAGGCGUUCCACUUGUUUAAUUUAUUGCACAAAUUAUCAAUUGAUAUGGGUAAAAACCCUCUAUUUUUCAAUCAAUUGUAAAGUUUUGUGUUAUAGGGUAUGAGAAUACUUAAGUCAUUGCACCCGUGUCCUCUUAUUAAACACAAAGCCGGUCACUAUUGUAAUUUAAUCCUUGGUUUCUAAAGAGAAUCAGGAUUACAUAAUUGAUAAGUUGUAUACAUGUAUGCACAAGCUAUAGGCCUGUGCCUUUACUGCCAGAUAAGCAAAUCAACAAACAGUGAUUGCAAAUACCUUUUCUCAUCCUGUCUCUUUAUAAACAAACCUUUGUUCAGGAAUGGGUACUUCCAAAUUUCUUUCUUAUCGCUUUUCAAAGAAGAUUUGAACAGGUUUAGCAAAGUUCGUAUUUGUGUUGGCUCUAUGGGUGGACACUUAGGUGAUCAUGCUGUGAACAAAAAUAUCUUAUUUGAUUGUAGGUCAAUUGAAUGUGAAUGUAAAUGCUUUAAUAUCUGAUAUUUUUUCCCCUUUCCCCGUCUUAUAAGUAAGGUUGUAAUUUCCGUAGAAUUGAUAAGUUUUCCUUACAACAUCACCAGAUUUAUCUUCAGAUCUCAAUAAGAAUAGAUCCAAUGGUAAUGUGUCAUUAUAAUUAGUUCAACUUGGUGCCAAUUUACAUUCAUUUUGUUGUUGGAAGUGUUGGAAGAGGAGUUGGAGCUAUUUUGUGCAAUAUCAUGAAAUUGUAAUCUGACAAUGUGCUAUAUGGAAUAGAAUAAAACAUCUGGUCACCAAAUUACAUGUCUAGAUCUUUGAUGGACCCAGGGACCUAUCCAUGGAGGAUUAGUCUAUUGUUACUGGGGGUGCUGAGCAUUGACACAGCACUCCCAGUAACAAUGGAUGGACCUACAUGUAAACAUGCCCAUGGACUGACCCCAGAUAUAGGAUAUAUUUAUAAAGUCAAUACACAACCAUUCAUAUGCAACAACAACCUGCCAACCUAUAUUUGUCCAAUAAUGAGACAAUGUUUAAAUAGAAAUGACAGUUAAAAAAACUGUCCUACAGUCAUUGUAAAUGGAGAAUGAAACUCUUGGAGCAAGUUAGCUUUUGUGAAAGCAGAAAAAUCAAAGAAUAAGAUUAAAAAAAGUUUGAGUAAAAUAGGACUAGCAAUAGAAGAGUUAUGAGCAUUUGAAUGUCGAGAUCACUAAUGCUAUGGAGAUCCUCUCAUUGGCAAUGCGACCAAGAUCUAUGAUGUCACAGAUGAACAACUCUCCCCUUUUGGACACUGAAAAUAUACCCCAAAACAUCUCUUUUUGCUCAUUCUAAUCAUAUGACAAACGAUUCAUCAAUGAUAUAAUGUUGUGAAACCUCUGUACUUGUCCUCUCAUAAAGAGAACACCUCACCUUGUGAUAGACUCUAUAAAAGUGAGAAUAUAAGUGCAGGCGCGUAGCCAGGGGGGGCGGUGGGGGCGGUCGCCCCCCAAAAAAAACGUCCCCAAAAAGAAAAAAAAGAAGGGAAAAAAGAGAGGAGAAAAGGAAAAGGGAAGGGAGGAAAGGGAAGAAAGGUAGCUUUGUGUUUUUUUUUUCAAUAAUCUUAGAAAAUCAAUUGAAUUAGAGCCGAUGGGGUAUUAGAGAUAUCUGCAUUUGAUGAAACGUCCGCUUUUUGAAAUUCCAGAGUUUCAUUGCUCUGCGCGGGGAGGAAUAUCUUCCUCCCGGCAUAUACACUUCUUCUCCUCUGUUUUGCGAGUUAAAUAUGUGCACCGUCGCUAAAUUGUUUGUAAUCAAAUCUGAUCUUUCCAAGGGAAGUAUUCAAUAUAUCAUUGAGAAUACCCUUUUCUCUGGACCCUUUACAUGGCAAAAAAAUUUAUAAAACGCUUCAGCUUCCGCGCUUCACGCGGGGUUAUUAUUAUAUUAAUUUCCUCCAUUGUAUUCCUUUUUUGUGCGUUCACAAUCACUUUUGAAAUCAAGGUUCAUGAAAACAAGGUUCAAAAUCACAAUAUAGUCAACUGAAUUGGAGCUGAUAUAGGUACUAGAGACAAGAGAGACGGCUCCUUUUCAUUUUAAUUUAUGAAACACCAAAAGCUUCGCGCGGGAGGGGGAAACUCCCCCUCCCUGCACCCACCCCCUAGGAAGCGCGCUCUGUAAGUGUUAGCACACUUUGCGUGCAUUUACCGCUCCCUCCAAAAUGAAAUCCUGGCUACGCGGUUGUAUAAGUGAAAUAAGUACUAAAGUAAUGAGGGAUUUGUACGUGUGUGUCAUCACAGAUCUUGGUCGCAUUGCGAAUUGGAGGAUCUACAUGGCAUUAGUGAUCUCAAUAUUCAAAUGCUCAUAACUUUCUUAUUAUUCAUUCAAUCUUCCUCAAACUUUCAACAAUAUGUUUCUUUGAUUUUUCUCAUUGAUAUGGAUUCAGCUGGUUUCAAGGGUUUCAUUCUCCUUUAAAUACCCCUUUCAUACUGCCCUCUUCAUUUUUCACCAGCGAACUUCUCCGCCUCGCAUUCCUCACUUCCCCAGCGAAGAAGAAAUGUACCCUUUCGCACUGACAUUUCUUCCCCGGCGAAAGUCAACGGGCGAUUGCAGAACAAACGAAAGAAAAUUGUAAAUAUUACUUCUUACCUAUUACAAAAGGUAUAAAAAAUAUUAAUUACAACAUAUUUUGAAAGUAUUACGAGAAAAACAAACAAUAUCACCUUGUUUUUAUAUUUUAGCGCAUUUUAUACAUGUUAAAAUUGCUUUUUAAUAAAUAUUGUUAGUAAAAAAAAAAAAUUAUGUUCGAGGGUAUCUACUUGGCCAUAGUAUUCAGCUGAGCUUGCAACUAUCGCGCGCGGAAUCUCGGUACAGGGGACUUCGGGAGAGAAAAAAUUGACCUCUGACGUCAUUAAAGAGGAGAAGUUCUCCGGUUCACUUUAGCUGGCCUUUUCACUGCGAACUUCGCCGCUGAAACAGUUUCGCCGGCGAAGUUCUCCACCUCUAUAGGUGGAGAAGUUCGCCGGUGAAGUUCUCCUGUGUACCUUUCAUACUGGACACUUUCCCCUUCGCUGGCGAACUUCGCCGGUGAAAAGCGCAAUAUGAAAGGGGUAUAAUAUGGAAACCCUCAAGAUUAUAACCAUAGACCAUGACCAUGUAACUCUUCUCCUCUCCCCCUCUCUCUUU
Molecule: messenger RNA, 7375 nt
Organism: Lytechinus pictus (painted urchin)
Lineage: Eukaryota; Metazoa; Echinodermata; Echinoidea; Temnopleuroida; Toxopneustidae
Product: zinc transporter ZIP10-like
Exons: 9
Coding region: 328-2463 (711 amino acids)
Biological process (GO): zinc ion import across plasma membrane; intracellular monoatomic cation homeostasis
Cellular component (GO): plasma membrane
Molecular function (GO): monoatomic cation:bicarbonate symporter activity; zinc ion transmembrane transporter activity
Source: RefSeq, a predicted model, not a curated record